AGGGUCAAGUCAGAAAUGGCAGAGAUGGUUCAUCCCGACGAUGAACGGCACUGUGCACAAAGAAGUUCGUCUAUGAACCGUUUGCGAAAGAUUAGCAAGGCCGUAGGGCUUGGAAAUAUUUUGGGCACCAGCCAGAGCCGUUGCGCGUCUACAGUGGUCCCUCCGACAAGAAGUCAUAGUUCGCUAUUUGGGAAGUCUUCGGUUAGUUCCAGCAUGCGCUCAUGGAGGUCGAAGAAGAGCAGAACGGAUAGCGUGGGCGAACAGUACAAUAACGGCUUCGUGCCGGAAGAUUUGGACAUCGCGGAGAAGGAAAAGGUCUCAUCCACUGAAACAGGUAUCAUGUCUCAUGGUCAGGUGCAGCCCGAAGCGGAAACAGUCGAAAUCAAAGGCCAGCGAUCAGCGUCUGUGAGUGUCGUUCAAUUGCCACAGUCCGUCGACCGCAUGGAGGCCGCAAACUUGAGGCAAGUGUGGCGAAAAAGAGGUUCCGCUGCAGCUAUUGACAUGUCUUAUUUGGAUGUUGUGUCGUUUCCUAUCAUCGAGGAUCUCUCCAGCGAUGAGCCGCCCGAUUUGGAGCGGUCCUCUGACGCCCAUUAA
Soboliphyme baturini is the source of this 594-nucleotide messenger RNA. NCBI's taxonomy places the organism in Eukaryota, Metazoa, Nematoda, Enoplea, Dioctophymatida, Soboliphymatidae. The record is from the annotation of a GenBank genome assembly.